AUGCACAUCCUCCCUCUCCUGACAUUUUUCGCACUCACCAUAUCGUCCACUGCUCUUCCCCCUCUACUCCUUCCUUCAAACCCCCCAUCGGCGAACCCGCUUCCACUCAACGCGACGACCCUAUCUCGGGAACCAUGGCCCGACGUGCCCUGGACCUAUGUCAUUGACGAAUCCGUCUCCAUAUCCAUCGAGCACUACGGCCGCCACGUCUGCGCCGGAGAGAUGUACUGCGAAGAGCGCGUCCGGGUCGCCAUGAAUGAGAUCGUGCGGAUCGUGAAUGCAGAAUACAUCGCCGGACGCGGGAAGGUCAACUCUUUCACGAGCGACGGGGUAAACUUCUGGAUCAGACAGGAGACCAUGGUGCCGAAGAUGCUGGUCGAGGAGCUGGUCGCUACUCUGCGUUGGGUGACGCUGCGUCAUGGGACGACGGAGGUGUCCCACGCGGGGCUUUUGGACCGUGGGAAGUUGGCGGCAACGUUUGAGUUGACGUUUCCGGGAAUUGAAGAUUGA
Molecule: messenger RNA, 510 nt
Organism: Letharia columbiana
Lineage: Eukaryota; Fungi; Ascomycota; Lecanoromycetes; Lecanorales; Parmeliaceae
Exons: 1
Coding region: 1-510 (169 amino acids)
Source: RefSeq, a predicted model, not a curated record